Messenger RNA from Artibeus jamaicensis (Jamaican fruit-eating bat), 4255 nucleotides. It is a transcript of the gene CMPK2, whose product is annotated as cytidine/uridine monophosphate kinase 2. Gene Ontology annotation, molecular function: ATP binding; dTMP kinase activity. The record is from RefSeq and is a predicted model, not a curated record. Gene Ontology annotation, biological process: dTDP biosynthetic process; dUDP biosynthetic process; dTTP biosynthetic process. NCBI's taxonomy places the organism in Eukaryota, Metazoa, Chordata, Mammalia, Chiroptera, Phyllostomidae. The transcript is spliced from 5 exons. Gene Ontology annotation, cellular component: cytoplasm; mitochondrion. Bases 215 to 1597 code for a protein of 460 amino acids.
GAAGGCAGCCCUCCCUGGUCGCCGGGGCCCGCCCGGGCCCCAGAGGACCAGCACCUGAGGGCGUUUCUUCCCAGCCCCGGUCUGUUGGCCGGGACCUCGCCCCUGGCUCCCCGCCCCCGCCCCCGCGGCCAGUUAACUUUCGUUUCCUGGCGGCGCCUCCCCAGAGCGCCCAGUCUUAUUGGCGAGCGCGAGGGCUGGGGACCCGGAGACGCCCAUGGUCCUGGUCCGCGGCCUGCGCGCCCUGCUCCUUGGGAAGUGGUCGGGGCCGCGGCCCGGGGCCUGUGCUCACACCAUGGCGCCGCCGCGCUCCUUCGCGCUGGAACUCCCAGGCUGCAGCUUGGCGCACUUCGCGGUGGGCACCGACGUUUCGGGCACGCCCACCGACCCCCGCGUGGUCGCGCUCAUGGUCCCCCCGGGCCGCAGCUACUCGCUGUGCGUGCCGGUGGCACCGGGCGCGGACUACGGGGCCCGCGUGCGCGCCGCCCGACUGCACCAGCGCCUCCUGCAGCAGCUGGCCCGCGGUCCCCUCAAGCGCUGCCAGCUGCGCAGGCUGCUGUGCUACCAGCCUGGCGGCGGGGCGGGGACCCUGCAGCAGGGCGUCCUGCUCCACGACCCCAGCGACAGCCCCGACACCCGGCGGGCGCUGCUGGCCUUGCUGGACUCCUGUCUGGAGGCCCCGCGCCCCUGUCUGGGCGAGUUCUUGGUGGACUCGCCCCAGCAGCUGUGGCAGCGCCGGUGGGAGCUGCUGGACGGCCAGGGGUGGCGGCAGGUGGAGCGCGAGCCCGUGGGGCCCGCCCCAGAGCCAGACCUUCAUCCAGUGGUACCGGACCUGCCCAGCUCCGGGGUCUUCCCGCACCGGGAAGCCGCUCGUGCUGUUCUGGAGGCGUGCACGGGCUUCAUCCCCGAGGCCCGGGCCAUGCUGGAGCUGGUGGACCGGUGCCCGGCCCAGGCCCAGAAAGGCACGUUCCCGGUCAUUGUUGUUGAAGGACUGGAUGCCACAGGUAAAUCCACUGUGACCCAGGCUGCCUCGGAAUCUCUCAAGGCCGUGCUCCUGCGGUCCCCGCCCCCUUGCAUCAGCCAGUGGAGGAAAAUAUUUGAUGACGAACCAACUAUCGUCAAAAGAGCUUUUUACUCGCUGGGCAAUUACAUUGUGGCUUCUGAAAUAGCUGAAGAAUCCACCAGGUCCCCUGUGAUUGUGGACAGGUACUGGCACAGCACGGCCGCCUACACCAUGGCCACCGAGGUGAGCGGGGCCGUCCAGCAGCUGCCGCCGGCCGGCCACUCUGUGUACCAGUGGCCAAAGGACCUGCUGAGACCCGACCUGGUCCUGCUGCUCAGCGUGAGCCCCGAGGAGAGGGUGCGGAGGGUGCAGGGCCGGGGCCUGGAGAGGACCAGGGAGGAGACUGAGCUGGAGGCCAACAGCACAUUUCGUCAAAAGGUAGAAGCCUGCUACCAGCGCAUGGAGAGCCCCGCCUGCCGGGUGGUGGACGCCAGCCCGCCCCGAGAAGAGGUCCUCCGGACGGUGCUGAGCCUGAUCCGAGCGAGCUGUGGUUAUCCGGACGGUGGUGACCCGGGGCCUGCGGGCACGUGGGACUGAGGGUGGCGUUUGUCACGUCUCAGCCCACGACCGGCUGUGCCUGUGUCCCGAUGCCUGCUGUGUAAGCCUGUCGUGUGGCAGAAGACUGGGGACAGGACAUUUCUAUUUCAUAUCAAUUAUUGUACUUGCUUCUGACCGAUGGGCCCACGUGGGUGGAGGCUGGUCACAUUCCAGGGAUGGGGUGGUGGCUUUCCUCCUGGCGUAACCCACGUUUUCCUGGGCUGUAUUUUGGCUGCUUCCUUACCAAAGGCCUCCCAGGUUCUUAUCACCAGGAAAGCAUGGGGUGUGCAGAGCCACCAGGAAGGUGUUCCCCCCCGACAGAAGCCCUGCCCAGCCUCUGCCACGCCGCCCCUCCCUGGCUCCCCGGGAGGCCUCCGCAGGGCAGGGUUGACCUGUGCCCCGCCUGCCCGCACUGCGUCCUUCCGACUUAGCCCCAGAUCCCAGAGCCAAGCACACCCCAGAACCGCCCUGUGUCCCGGCUCCCACGGAGCUGGGGUGUGCGUAGGGGACACUUUCCCAGCAGGCAUCUGUCCUCUGGCUGCCUCUCCAAACCCUGACGAGGUCCUCUCCUCAGCCCUGCAGAGUGAGCCGGGGAGAUAGCCAGCCCAAGACACUCUAAGGACAGAUGUGCCAGCCCUGUCUGAAUCACAUUCUGCUCAUUUCCACUCCUGUCCUUUCCUCUGUGGACAGGACGUUGGAUACAGUGCGCCUUUCACCCUGCACUGGAUGCAUGAAACUUCGCCACCGCAGCCGUGUGUUUAGACGAUGUUACCCUGUGGUGUAGGGACAGCCCUUCACUAAGGACAGCAGACGCCAGCUGAGAAGCUGGGGCAAUGCCUGGUCUGUUUUAGCCCCAUGGAUUUAAUUUGUGUUACUGAGUGGAACCUAGAUUGAGGAUUCUUAGUGAAUUGCCUUGCACUCGAAUGUGUGCUGACAGCAGGUGAAAUCAGGUGAGAGAUUUGGGGGCUGGCAAACCGUUGCUCGGAGAAGAGGAGACUUAAUAGCUUUGUGGCCUUGGGUGAGUCAUUGAACAUCCCAGGUCUGGGCGACUUGAUCUAUGGUGUGAGGGUGACUCUUUAUUUGUCUCAAGGAGGUGGCCCAACCAGGCGGUCACCUCCAAUUUCUUCCAGUUCUAAGGUGGAUGAGCCUGUAAGUUGUGUAAGUCCUCACCGGAUUUAUAAUGUGUGCUGCUGCUGAGGAUGCCCAGUGGGCCCUCGGGGGAGGCGCCGUCAUCUCUCUCUGGGCGGCCCGGGCUCCGAGGGAGCCGUUUCUCUGCACUGCGGGCUGAGCCCGGCCCCUGAGCUCUUCCCACUGUGUGCAUUUGUGUUCAUCUUUGAGGUAGGAAAGGUGAUUUUUUUCAGUUCUCUUUUUAAAAAGGAUUUUAUUUUCAGAGAGAGGGGAAGGGAGACAGUGAGAGAGGAACACUGAUGGGAGGGAGAAAACGUCAUGGCCUGGUUGCCUCUUGUAUGUGUCCUGACCUGGGACCGAACCCACCACCGAGGCCUGUGCCCUGACCCGGAAUCCAACAGGCGGCCUUUCUCUCUGCGGGACGAUAGCCAACCAACUGAGCCACACGGGUCACAGCUAACAUUUGAAUUUAAUUGGGGAAAACAGCAACAAAUCUUCUAUGUGGAUAUUGUUUGAAAAAACAGCCACUGACAAAUGUUUAUUUUUUUGAGGCAAUAGAAAAACAUUUCCUUCAGCCAGAACUCAUGUUAAGGAGUCUUUCUGGUGCCUCUGAAUAUUCCGGGUAACAGUUCUGGCUAUUUCUACCUGGAGCCCGUUUGCAAAGGUGAGAAUUAGGACUAAGGUCGGGGAAAGUGGAGAUAUGCUUACACAGUGAAUUGUGGGCCGAACUCAUCAUUUUUGGAAUGAGAAAUUAUUACAGUUUCCUCUUUUUUAAAAAUUUACUUACUUAUUUUUAGACAGAGGGGAAGGGAGGAGAAAGAGAGGGAGAGGAACAUCAGUGUGUGGUUGCCUCUCACACACCCCCUCCUGGGGACCUGGUUCACAUCCCAGGCCUGUGCCCCGACUGGGAAUCGAAUCUGUGACCCUUUGGUUCACAGGCUUGGGGCUCAGUCCACUGAGCUACACCAGCCAGGGCUACACUUCUCCCUUCUACCAGCAUAAACCCAAAGCGACCUGUGACGGUACCCUGGCAGCCAGCCCAGGUGCCUGUGAGUCCUGCCUCGUGGCUGUGCCCUGACCUAAGCUGCCGAGUUUGCAGCAUAGGGGCUGGAAGACUCCUCCCGCCCCCACGCUUCUAGCCGGCAGGACUGUACAACUGCAGAGUGAAUGCGGCUCACCCACAGUCCUGAGUCCCGUGUAACUUUUAACAAGGUCAUGACACAGAUACGCAGUGUUUAGACCAUUUUGUUUUAUUUGAAUAACUUGGGAGAGUCAGGUGUUGCACGGUAAUGCGUUACAGAGGGCCUCGGCUCCCCCAAACCCUUAGUGAAUUAGUAUUUUAUCAACACCAUUUGCUUUACAUUCCCACGGGAAAGGUAAUGACCGACAGGUGAGCACUCCUCCCGCCCACUUUUCCCCAGGAACCGCCCAGCCACCUUCUCUGGGCAUUUCUGCCAGCCCUCUGCUGCCCCCUACAGUCUCGCUUUUGUGUGGCACCCAGGUCAGGUUCUUCCUCGUUGGCCUUGGCCA